This is a messenger RNA of Malaclemys terrapin pileata, 960 nucleotides long. Its product is annotated as olfactory receptor 10A7-like. Bases 1 to 960 code for a protein of 319 amino acids. The transcript has a single exon. NCBI's taxonomy places the organism in Eukaryota, Metazoa, Chordata, Testudines, Emydidae. The record is from RefSeq and is a predicted model, not a curated record. Gene Ontology annotation, biological process: G protein-coupled receptor signaling pathway. Gene Ontology annotation, cellular component: membrane. Gene Ontology annotation, molecular function: olfactory receptor activity; G protein-coupled receptor activity.
AUGACACCCACUGAGGAAGCGCAAUGGAGGAAUCAAACCCUCAUAACUGAAUUCAUCCUGCUGGGGUUCCCCAACCUCCUGCACCUUCAGGGUCUGCUGUUCUGCAUGGUCCUGUUCAUGUACAUGGUGACAGUAAUGGGAAACACCCUCAUCAUCCUUGUCAUCACAGUUGACCCCACUCUCCACUCCCCUAUGUACUUCUUCCUCGGGAACCUGGCCUUCAUCGAGAUCUGUUUCACCUUGGACACGGUGCCCAAGAUGCUGGUGAACCUCCUGGCUGAGGACAAGAGCAUCUCAUUUGCUGGCUGCGCAGUGCAGAUGUACUUCUUUUUCUUUUUUGGCUGUGCAGAGUGCUUCCUUCUAGCAGCCAUGGCAUACGACCGCUACAUAGCCAUCUGCCACCCGUUGCGCUACAACAUCCUCAUGAACCAACGGGUCUGCCGCAAGAUGGUGGGCGGUGCCUGGGUGAUCGGAGUUCCUGUCUCUCUGCUGCAAGCAGCCUGGAUCUUCAACUUGCCCUUCUGUGGCACCAACAAGGUCAAUCAUUUCUUCUGUGAUGCUCCUCCAGUGCUGAAGCUGGUCUGUGCCGACACCUACCUGUAUGAGAUGCAGGCUGUCGCCUCCACGUUCCUGUUCCUCAUGUUCCCCUUCAUGCUGAUCCUGGUCUCCUACAUCUGCAUCCUUACCACCAUCCUGAGGAUGCCAUCAGCUGAAAGCAGGCGCAAGACCUUCUCCACCUGCUCCUCCCACCUCAUCGUGGUAACCUUGUUCUAUGGGAGCGGCAGCCUGGUGUAUCUAAGGCCCAAGUCUAGCUACUCCCCAGAUAUCAAGAAGCUCCUUUCUCUGUUCUACACGAUCCUCACACCCAUGUUGAACCCCAUCAUCUACAGCCUGAGGAACAGUGACGUGAAAGGGGCUCUGAGAAGAAUGAUAGGGUGGAAAUUGUUUUUGCAGAAUUAG